Tupaia belangeri chinensis (Chinese tree shrew) is the source of this 772-nucleotide messenger RNA. RefSeq names its product putative methyltransferase TARBP1. NCBI's taxonomy places the organism in Eukaryota, Metazoa, Chordata, Mammalia, Scandentia, Tupaiidae. The record is from RefSeq and is a predicted model, not a curated record. Gene Ontology annotation, biological process: tRNA methylation. The transcript has 2 exons. The coding region runs from base 183 to 725 and encodes 180 amino acids. Gene Ontology annotation, molecular function: tRNA (guanine) methyltransferase activity; RNA binding.
CUGUGUCUCUCUCCAGCAGUUACACAUACCGUAUAGCAAAAGUCUCUUUAAAAAAAAAAUUCGAUUAUGUCUGUGUCCAAGUACAGGUCUUCAGUUCGUGUGCAGAGAAAUCGCAGCCUAUCAGUGUACACUCAGAGUACAUCUAAGCUGUAAGUAACGUAGCGGAACACUCAGGGCUCUACAUGCUGGGGCUGUUCUCCUUUCCCUCCCCAGGUGCUCACUCAGGGGAAGCAGAUGACCCGUCCGAGUGGGCCGAUGUCCAGAAGAAGGUGAUCCCAUGGGAGAACAGCGUUCCCGAUGCAGACUCUGAGCUCCCGCCCCAGGGCCGUGCCGCCAGACUCAGGAAGUCCGUCAGCAGGCUGAUCGUGGUGGCCUCGCUCACGGAUAAAGCCACCAAUUUAGGAGGGCUGUGCCGCACUUGUGAGGUGUUUGGGGCCUCGGCGCUGGUGGUCGGCAACCUGCAGUGCGUCCACGACAGGCAGUUCCAGGCCCUCAGCGUCUCCGCCGAGCAGUGGCUUCCUUUAGUGGAGGUGAGUGGGCGUCGGGUCACUAGACUGGCUGUUGGCGAAGAUACAUCCCAGGGCUCUGUGUUUAUGGCCUGCUUUUCUCAGGAACGAGUAUUUAGCCUUCAGUGGUUUAAAAACAGUUCUUCUGGUGUGACCAGCCUGCUCCUGUCUUCCUGCGUACCUUCCCACAUCCCCAUGCUGGGUUUCAGAAACCAAUGAUAUGGAGUUCUUGACCGCGGCCUGUCCUGCCUCGGCGCCCUCUGGGC